This is a messenger RNA of Gregarina niphandrodes, 2775 nucleotides long. RefSeq names its product putative repair endonuclease (gb). Gene Ontology annotation, biological process: resolution of meiotic recombination intermediates; nucleotide-excision repair involved in interstrand cross-link repair; double-strand break repair via homologous recombination. The transcript is spliced from 2 exons. Bases 1 to 2775 code for a protein of 924 amino acids. The record is from RefSeq and is a predicted model, not a curated record. NCBI's taxonomy places the organism in Eukaryota, Apicomplexa, Conoidasida, Eugregarinorida, Gregarinidae. Gene Ontology annotation, molecular function: single-stranded DNA binding; single-stranded DNA endonuclease activity; damaged DNA binding. Gene Ontology annotation, cellular component: nucleotide-excision repair factor 1 complex.
AUGACCGAAGAAGGGCACAAUAAGUCCAACGAUGCCACGACGCAAAUGACCAAGGCACGAGCAUUGGAGUAUUUACUCUGUCUACCCCAUGAGGCAGCUUUGGUUGAUUACUUGCUAGAUAAAGAUGCUCUAGUGGUCUGCCAUACCGGUCUACAUCAGUAUCGUUUAGCGGCAUGUUUUCUACAUGAGUGGUACACUACCAAAUGGCGUUCCCCUGCGAAACCCGUAAUUAUGUGUUUGGGCAUACACACGCAGGAAGACACCGAGACUUUCUCCAAGACGUGGCUGAUUGCGUUGCUGCACAGCCGCGUCGUCGGAGCCCUAGUCAACGGCCUCGUGAUUUUCGGCGCGGACCGCAUACCCCGCAGCCAUAUGUCUACCUUUGUCUGCAACCUUUUUACUGCUACCAUCCGACCCUCAAUUGACGUGCCCAAACAGAGAGAUAUCAGACAGAAAGAUACCAUUCGGCGAUCGUCGUUCUUGAAGGCGUUCGUUCCAACUGCCAGCUGCUUCCUUUCCAGUCUCGAACAGGCAUUGAGUGUUCUGUGUCUGGAUAACGAAAGCCUCAUACUUUGCCAAAAGAACUCGCCCAAGAUCGUUAAAUACAUCAACCCUAUCGUCAACCGCUGGAUCAAAUGUGACCAGAUUGUCAUCACCGCGUCCCCGGUAAUCCAACUGUUAUGGGAUGCACUCAAUUCACUACAGAUCAAAGUUACGAAAUCUAUCAACCCGAAUCAGAGCGAUGCUACCGUCAUAGAAGAACUCAAAACCAAACUUGUUUACUCCAAUGCAUGCCAAUUCCUCUCUACGCUCAUUCAUUAUAGAUACAUCUGCGACAAAAAUAAAGAACAAAAUUACAAGUGGUAUACAUACCCAGAGACAAACCACAUCAUCAACGGAGCCGUCUCCAGGGUCACCAAACCAGGCCCGGAUGGCGAAUAUGAACCCGUAUUCGAGUUGGAGCCGAGGUUAAAGGAAAUAUUCAGUGUUAUUGGAAGUAUUUCGAGUGAUGCGCUGGCUGCGCACACGCGUGUGCUAAUAAUCUUUAAUGACGAAUUUCUGCUAGAGCGUUUUCAGGAAUGUUUUGCGUCAAACCCCGAGUCACAUAUGGUCAACCAGAUUAGAAAGCUGUGCUUACGGGCGCAGAGCAGCACGUCUUUCUCUCCGACUCUCAGAACCAAAUUUGAUGCUUUGCUGUCAAAAUUGAAGGAGUAUCCGGCUACGACGACUUUUGGAGGAGGCGAACCGCCAUUGUGGGAUAAGCCCAUUAGACAUCACCACCCGGCGUUGGAGCUACGGACUUUACUUACGGGAGUGACUACGGAUCCGACGGCGAUCUCGCGAGCGCUGAUACAAGUGAAUCCUACCCAUGUGAUUUUGUCCUGUUACGACAUAGUAUGGUUAAGAGAACUGCAAUAUUCCGUGGCUCGACAGCGAACGUUCGGAAAGUGGAUGUCCUGUAAAUCUGUAAGGGAUACAACAGAAAAGAAUGAUGGCAGGCAAGAUACGGCGGAGAAAAUCAAGAGAGAGAUCAAGGGAGAGGAGGCCAAGGGCGAGGAAUAUGGUUCCUCGCGAAAGCGACGGCGUGCAAGCAGCGAGGGUCCACCGUCAAAGACGGCGAAGAACAAUCUUCAUGGAGCACGCCUGCUGAGGAUCGGUCAACAACUUGCUUUCGAGACGGACCACCUGCGUGCAGAUGGAAACAUACUUUCCGACGCGCACGUCCGCUGCUCGGAGAGCGUGCUUCGGUGUUUCAUUGUCGGUUCGGACAUGGAGGCCGGCGUGUUCCGCGACCGGUUGUCGGAGGAGAGCAGCACGGCAGAGUCGGUGGAGAAUUUGCGUUCAUCACUGUACGUGCACCGCGGCGAGACGGAGACCGAGGUGCUCAAGUCGCUGCGAACUGAUGAAGACCGGGUCGCCUACAUGAUUGCUCGGAGUGCGGGCAGUGCCGGGUUGGCUCACUUGGCGUCGACGCGGCGUGGCGGCGGUGGCAUUGCAGCGUUGAUGUCUGCGAUUAAAAAGCAGAUGCUACGCCGCGAGGAUUUGCUCACGAUGAGUCCGGAGCAAAUAAUUGAGGCCGUGCGCGGCGUGGUGUUGGUGGAUGUACGCGAGUUACGGGCGAGUUUGCCGUUUGAAUUAUGGAAGGCGGGUGUCAAGUUGCGGCCGCUGACUAUGGAGACCUCGGACUACAUCCUGACGCCGAAAAUCGGGAUUGAACGGAAGGCCGUGAACGACCUGAUUAAGUCGCUGGCCAACGGGCGGCUGCUGAGCCAGGUGCAGCGGCUUGUCGCGACGUUCGCACAGCCCACUCUGCUCAUCGAAUUGCCCAACGGCCGUUUCUUCUACGGCGCUAAAGACCAGUCCGGCGGCAAGAGUGAUCCCAUGUUGAUCCCCCGUUUGAGUGUACUGAUGGCCGGGUUCCCCUCGCUCAAGUUCCUCUGGAGUUACGACGGCGGGUCCUUCACGCCCGAGUUGUUCAAAAUCCUCAAACGGUUCCAGCCGGACCCCACUUUGGCAGACGCGAAACGCACGCGACAGGGCGCCGCCGGGCGCCUGCUCAAGCGCGCGGCGGACUCACAGAACCCCGCGGCCAGCGACGCCAUUGCUUUCCUCCCCAGCUUCAGCACCGCGGUCUGCGACCAAGCCGUCACCCACGCCCGCACUCUCCGUGACCUGGCCAAUCUGACCAAGUCCCAGCUCCAAACCGCCCUCAACUCACGGGCCGGAGCGGACGCCUACGACUUCUUCAACCACGAUUUCCGCGCCCUCGCUUGA